This is a messenger RNA of Monopterus albus (swamp eel), 3225 nucleotides long. It is a transcript of the gene kifc3, whose product is annotated as kinesin family member C3. The transcript has 22 exons. Gene Ontology annotation, cellular component: microtubule cytoskeleton. Lineage: Eukaryota; Metazoa; Chordata; Actinopteri; Synbranchiformes; Synbranchidae. Gene Ontology annotation, biological process: microtubule-based movement. Gene Ontology annotation, molecular function: microtubule motor activity; ATP binding; microtubule binding. The coding region runs from base 316 to 3225 and encodes 969 amino acids. The record is from RefSeq and is a predicted model, not a curated record.
CUCGCCCAUGCGCACCCAGCAAGACUGCAAACUGUCCGACAGUCCGUGAAGGCAGCACAGUCACCCCGCAGGCGGCGGGACAGCGGGGUGGUACACGCACGCUCCGCCGCAGGAAAACUGGAUCGUGACCACCGCUACAGCCGAUUGUUAACCUUUAAUUCAUGUUUUAACACCUGGACUCUGUGGCCGAGUCAAACUGGGAGGAGUUCACUGUGAGGAACCGGCGAGAAGACGAAGACGACGAGGAGGAAGAGGAGUCGCAGCUUGGGACCAGAGCCGGUCCAGCGGUCCAGCGCUCUGCUCAGCUCGGCGGUCAUGUUCGGCACCAGAAAGACUUGGGACCUUGGCCACACCCCCUUCCUGCAAGAGCUCUGGAAGAAAGACCUCUCAUUGGACGCGAGCUCAUUGGACUUCUUGAUGAGUGAUGAAGAGGACGGCUCCUUCCUGUCUCUGCCCACCACUGCCUUCUCUCAGCGCCCCUCUCUGACCACAGAGCUGAGCGAAACAAACGCACCCAGCCAGCAGCUGCUCAUCCAGACUUUACAGGACCAAGUGUGUGAGAUUCAGACUCGUCUUCAGUCUGAAGAAGUCGCUCGACACCUGCUGCUCCAGCAGCUCCAUCAGCAGAGUAUCCAGGAGACGUCGUUUGGAGGCGCUGAGAGGCUGCAGGAGGAGCGGCUGUCAGCAUCGCCCAACGGUGUGAGGGUGUCGCGGCGCGGUGAGCAGCCGACAGGUCGUCCCAGCGGUCCAGAAGAAGAGCAGCUCGUCACUCGGCUGCGCAUACAGGUGGAGGAGCUGGAGGAGAAGCUGUUGGAUCAGACUCAGGAGGUGGAGAGACUUCGCUCGGAACUGGGGGCGACAGACCUGGAGAAGCAGCUGGAGCUGCUGCUGGUGGAGAAUGAGCAUCUGAAGCAGGAGCUGAAGUCAUGCAGGAGCUCACAACUUCAGAAACUCGACACAGCUGCAGAGACCUGCAGCUCCAGCCACUGCCCUCACAGACAGGAUGUGGAGUCCCUGCGGAGGGAGGUGUCCCGCUGGGAGAGCCAGGCCCGGCAGAGGGAGCGGCGGCUAGCUGAGCUGGAGCAAGAGCUACUGGAGAAAAGCUCCAGGGUGGAGAUUCUCCAUCUGCAGCUGGAUGACAGCCGGAGGCAGCUGGAGGAGUCGGGGCGGAGGCAGGGGGAGGAUGAGCAGGAACUCGCCCUCCGACUGCAGGAGUGUGAGGAGGAGCUCGCCAUACAGGCAGCAGAGCCCCCCAGAGACAAGUAUGCGACUCAGAUGGUGGAGGUGGAGUUGGCCGACUCCCAGAGAGCGCUGGCUGAGACGCAGACGAAGAAUGGUGCCCUGCAGGAGCAGCUCUCCGCCCAGAGGCAGCUGCUGAGAGAGCUGGAGACACAGCUGCACGAGUCGCAGAGGACCUGCGCUCAGCUGCGCACACAGAUCCAUGUGUAUGAAGGAGAGAUGCAGCGUGCUCAGGGUCAGCUGGAGGUGGAGAUGCAGAACCUGGAGGAGGAGAAGAACCGAGUGAUCGAGGAGACGUUCAUCAGAGCCGAGAGCGAGAUGAAAGUCGUCCACGAGAACCUGGCAGGAGUGCGCGUGAACCUGGUCAACCUGCAGCGGGCGCUCAGGACUCUCACCUGUGACUACAAGUGUCUGAAGAGGCAGGUGCAGGACUUUCCCUUCAUGCUGGACAAAGCUAUCGCAGAGGCGAAGCAGGAGAUCUGUCGGGUGAUCAGUGACGUGAGCAACACCAACCAGGAGCUGCUGCGCAAAUACAAGAGGGAGAUGAACCUGAGGAAGCAGUGUCACAACGAGCUGGUUCGACUCAAAGGUAACAUCCGUGUUUUCUGCCGUGUGCGGCCGGUCAGUCAGGAGGAGCAAGACUCAGCCGACGCCAAGACCAUGCUGAGCUUUGACUCGGAUGACGACGCCAUCCUCUACCUCUCCAAUAGGGGCAAAAUCAUGACCUUUGAACUGGACAAAGUCUUCCCUCCUCAGGCGUCGCAGGAAGAGGUGUUUCAGGAGGUCCGGUCUCUGGUCACUUCCUGUAUUGAUGGCUUUAACGUCUGCAUCUUCGCCUAUGGACAGACGGGCUCUGGGAAAACCUAUACCAUGGAGGGCGAGGUCGACGACCCCGGCAUCAACCAGCGAGCUCUUCGCCUGCUGUUCUCUGAGGUGACGGAGAAAGACUGGGACUACAAGAUCACAGUCAGCAUGGUGGAGAUAUACAAUGAGAUGCUGCGGGACUUGCUGGGGGAAAAUCCCACCGACAAACUCGACAUCAAGCUGAAUCCUGAUGGCAGCGGACAGCUCUAUGUCCCUGGACUGAAGGAGGUCAUCGUGCAGAGCCCCGAGGACAUCAACAGGGUGUUGGAGUUGGGUCACAUCAACAGAGCAACAGCCUGCACCAACCUGAACGAACACAGUUCUCGAUCUCACGCUCUGCUUAUCAUCACCGUGUCGGGAUUCAACUCCACUACUGGAAACCGCACACAAGGUAAGCUGAACCUGGUGGACCUGGCGGGCUCGGAGCGGAUCGGUAAAUCGGGGGCGGAGGGCUGCCGUCUGCGAGAGGCUCAGUGCAUCAACAAAUCUCUGUCAGCGCUCGGAGACGUCAUCAACGCUCUGCGGAGCAAACACUCCCAUGUCCCGUUCCGGAACUCGCGCCUCACCUACCUGCUGCAGGACUCUCUGAGCGGAGACAGCAAGACCCUGAUGAUGGUGCAGGUGUCUCCACUGGCCGCUAACAUGAGCGAGUCGGUCUGCUCGCUCAAGUUCGCACAGCGCGUUCGCUGCGUCGAGCUGAGCUCCUCGUCCUCCAGGAGACAUGAGAACUCGUCCACCUCGUCCUCGCCCACCCACGACAGCGUUGAGCUGGACUCUCCCCCAGUCACCCCAGUCCCUCUCCCCAUCUCUCGGGCCAGCAGCGCCGGCUCCACCCUCUCCUCCACCUCCAGAGCUCCCACCGGCUCCCGCAGGAGGUCCCAGUCCCAACUCGCCACAGGUCUGAACUGUAAGAGUGAAGGAGGAGUUUCCCAGCAUCACCUGCUAUCAGUCUGCUCCUCUUCCUCUUCUGUGUCCUCACUCUGUGGUCUGGUUGGUUGGUUUGCAGACAGACAGGUAGACAGAGCCAGCCCAUUGGUGGGGGACGGUGGGCAGGGUGUGGGUGUUGUGAGUGAGUUGGUGUCUGGAUGUGCCCUGUGUUCCGGCUGGAUGUCCUGCCGCUGA